CUGCAAAACUUUCUGCCUAAGAGAUCGGUUCAUUUUCUGCCAGAAGGACCGUCUUGCCACCUGCCCUUCCAAGAAAUUCCUGAAAUGGACCCAGACAAACAAGAUGCCCUCAACAGUACCGAGAAUUCCAUUUAUAGAACAGCCUUCAAGUUACGGUCUGUGCAAACCAUGUGUCAAUUGGACUUGAUUGACAGCUCUCAGGUUCAGCACGUCCUGCUACGUCAGAGUCUCUGGGAAGCAAGGGAGAGCCCCCUCUCCGUCAAGCAUCUUUUCCAGGCCGUCCAGGAGCUGUUUCAGGGAGCCAGGGUGGAAGAGCCAGGACAGGUGCACCCCAGAGCCUCAGAACUCACUCUGAGCCUUCUCACGACGAUGUAUGACAGCACGGGAACGGGAUUUCUCAAGCUCGCACCUGCGGCCGCUGCCCUGAUUGCUCUCUCAGGGGACAGCCCUCUUACAAAAUACAGAGCUCUUUUUCAGCUCUACGCGGAAAAUAACAGGGGAGGUUAUGAUUCUGGGGCACGCAUGACUCGAAGGGUUUUGAGAAACCUACUGACAGAUCUACAGCAGAUCCCGGCUGUCGUGGGCGAGAGUUGUGCUCUGGGCUCCGUGGAAAGUGCUAUCCGCAGUUGCUUCCAAGGGGUGCUGAGCCCGGCAAUCAAAGAAGAGAAAUUCCUAUCUUGGUUACAGUCUGAGCCUCCCAUCCUCCUGUGGCUCCCGACCUGCCACCAACUGUCAGCCACUGAAAUGGCCACUCAUCCUGCCCGGUGUAGAAUAUGUAGGAACUUCCCCAUCACGGGACAGAGAUACCGCUGUCUCAAGUGCCUCAACUUUGACAUCUGCCAGCUGUGCUUCUUAUCUGGUCUGCACAGCAAGUCCCACCAGGAGUCUCAUCCUGUGAGUGAGCACCGUGUCCAGAUGUCGGCAAAGGAGAACACGAAGCUCCUCCUCAGGGCCGUCAGAAACAACCUGCUCCAGGCGGGCUUUGGGAGGAAGGAAGCUGCGAGAAGGCAGUGGCUGCUGGAUCGGGCGAAUCCAAAGGGCGCGAGGGACCACGCACAGGCUAGGCUCCUUAAAAAACAACUAAACCGACACAAAGACAAGUUGCAAGCUAUAUACGCCUUCCAAGAAGAAAAAAGUUGCAGGUUUGAAACAAAGAUUCACGAACUCACAGCCCACCAGCACAGUCUGUGGACCAAGCUACAGCAAAUGGGGCAGAAUUUACAGGCAAUGUUACAGCCAGCCCAUUCAUCUCCUUCUUGUCAAAAUAUGGUUUCCAAGGGUAACCAUGGAAUGGGUGAGCAGCUUUGGAAGAAAGAAGAUUCUUCCCAGAUCAAGAGUGCCAUUGAGGAUGGUUCGGAAUGGGAACCUCUUCCUAACCCCACUGUGGCUAACAGAAGUCAACAAAGUGAAACAAAAGUAGAGGAUGCUUUACCAAAGUCAGAACCACCACAGGCCAUUUUGCAGCCAUCUUCAAUGCAAAGCACCAGGGCACAAAGCCCAACACAAGAGACCACCAGGGAAAUCUUUAGCCCCUCCCCCAGUCCCCAGGAGAGACUGCUGCAGGACACCCUCCAGACUGAUCCUGCUGAAAUAAACAGUCCUACUCUGGCACCCAUGGAAAGGAGAGAGACGGUUAAUAUCCAGGAGGAAAAGGAUGAGCUGGAGGAGGAGGAGCUGCAAGAAUUGUUAUCAAAACUUAUGGAUGCCUUCACUCUAGAAAUGCCAUCAGACCCACAGUCUUCAGUAAACAUGGACCUGUAUUGUGGAGCCGAGCGAGUAGGCAGGGCCUUCUCCGCCCUCAUCGAUCGAAUCACCUUGGCAAACUUUAAGUGAAAAGGAGUCCAGUCGCAGCCCCUUGGGGUGAUGACAACACGUAUUUUCAAAAUCUGUACUGAAAGAACUAAGCCUUCUACCCUCUGUCUCAAUAGUCUGGUGUGAAGCUGAAGAAAAGUUUAAUUUUCAGUCUCCUUACUCAUGUGUCUCAGUUCUUCAGAGGAAAGUCUUUGGGAGUGAAGGGUGGUUAAGGGAAAUGGAAAGAAGCAGCCAGAUCAAAUCCAGAUGUGCUGAGUUUCCUGUAGAGAGCCAUUCUUACUUUGGAGACCAUGGAGGUAAUACUCAAGUGUGUGAUCUAUAUGAAUUUGUGCAACUACCUUAUUCAGUAUUAUUUAAAUGACUUAAUUAAUGACCUAAUUUUCUAUCUGGUUGGUCUUGGUAGAGAAUAAACUUACAAAUACACACACAUACACACAUACACGAUGGAGUGCAUGCAGAACUGGUGAACUCUGAAUAAACUGUGGAUUGUACCAAUUUUCUCAUUGUUUAUUAUCCUGUAGCUCUGCAAGAGGUUGUCAUUGAUGGAGACUGGAUGCAGUAUAGGAUGUCUCUGUGUUGUUCCUCACAAGUGUCUACAAAUCCACAAUUAUCUCAAAUUUAUUUUUAAAACAUGAGUGUUUCUCAUUAAGACCCCACAUCCAAUGAGUUUGGCCAAGGAACCUGUGUGCUUCCUUUCUCUCUAUGUAUGUAAUUAGGGUGUGUAAUUAGGGUCUCUCUAUGUAUGUAAUUACAUGCUUGACUUUAUAAUGUGCACAGUAAUAGCUCAUAUUUCUGAUGGUUAGAGCACUUUGUUUCUAAGCACCUGGUAUGUACUAACUCAUUUAAUCCUCACAACAAAUCUAACAGGUAGAUAUUUUAUCAGACAACUGAAGCACAAAGAGGCUCAGCAACUUGUCCAAAGUCAUUUGGUUGGCACUUAAAGAAGUCGAGAUUCAAACCCAGCUCCCGUGCCUGUGCCCUAAGCACUGCUCUGCACUUUCUCUCAGUAAAUACUGUUAUGAUUCCAUUGUCUUACCUAUUAUCUUAAUGUGCAGUCCAUGUUAUAUUUAGAGAGGCUUUAGAUUUUAUUUAUAUGAUAUACAGUUUCUAGUACUAUUUCCAAAGUGAAAUAAUGUCUAGUUGGGUAAUAUUAGGACUGGAUUUUCUUUGUUCAGUCUCAUCCUAAUAAUUUUGAACUUGCUUUCCAAUUUAUCACAGAUUUUUUAUUUUGAUUUUGCUGCUCAGUGCAUUCCCUCUCCUUAUGUCAUCCUAGUUUGUUCCUUACAAGUUUGAUAAGCCUGCCCCAGAGCACCGGUCAGCAAGCCGCAACACGGGCUACAUCCUGCCCACUGCUGGUUAUAUAUAGGCUAUGAGCUAAGAGUGGUUAUUACAUUUUUUUAAUAAUCAAAAAAAUUUCAAAGAGUAAUUAUUUUGUGACACUUGACAAUGAUAUGAAUUCAAAUUUCAGGGUCUGUAAGCAAAGUUUUAUUGGAAUACAGUCAUGCUCAUAUGUUUAUGUAUUGCCUACAUCCUUCAUUCUACAAAGGAAGAAUUACUGGAUGACCCGCAAGCAUAGAAUAUUUAUUAUCCAACCCUUUGCUGAAAAAAUUGGGCAGCCUUUUUGUCAUGUGGACCAAGGUGAGACAGGAUAGAGGGGCCGGCAUUGUGCAAGCAUUGUAGAAAAGAGUAGCAUCUUUUUUGAUGAUUUAUAAGAGGUAAUGAGUUUGUGUGAUUUUUUAAAAGAAUAUGAUAAAAGACAUCAGAGCAAGUAGCUUGGAAGCAAAAGCACAAGCCCACGUAGAAAUGGUAGCUGAAGAGCGGCAGCCUCUGAGGUGUUCAUUCUCCUAACCAAGGGAAGCUGAGGCUGGGCCCCUCCCCAGUUCCUCCCCCAGACUUGCUUCCUUUAUUGUACGGCCUGACCAAUCUUCAGAAGCAGCUGAGUCUUCUAAUAAUAACCCUUUAGAUAAUAAUUUUAGUUUAUGGAGGGCCCUAAACCUUCAGUGAAAACAUUUACCUAGGCUUCCUUUGGACCUGGAAAAAGAGAGUGAAUUGCUACCACGUCUGAAAUUCAAACUGGUGGUCAAUCAUUGAUUCUAUUGGAAUGAUUGGACAGAUGAGAGUAACUGUAUAAGAUAAAAAGAGCAAUACACCUGGAGCCUGAAUACAUUUGCUAACUGGACUUCUCUGCUAUGAACCUCAUUCAGGCCUGGCCAUCUUAAGGGAAAAAAUUUAUGGGUAAUUUUCUCAUAAAGCUGUUCAUUUGACUUUUGGCUUGCUUUUCAAUGCAAAGUGUAACCAAUUACAGAGUUUUAAUAGUUAAUCAGAAAGAAAAUAUGCUAAUUUGGAAGGAACACACAAUGCUAUUUUA
Molecule: messenger RNA, 4180 nt
Organism: Phyllostomus discolor (pale spear-nosed bat)
Lineage: Eukaryota; Metazoa; Chordata; Mammalia; Chiroptera; Phyllostomidae
Gene: DYTN
Product: dystrotelin
Exons: 12
Coding region: 85-1833 (582 amino acids)
Biological process (GO): synaptic signaling
Cellular component (GO): plasma membrane
Molecular function (GO): zinc ion binding
Source: RefSeq, a predicted model, not a curated record